Molecule: messenger RNA, 2364 nt
Organism: Ichthyophthirius multifiliis
Lineage: Eukaryota; Ciliophora; Oligohymenophorea; Hymenostomatida
Product: oxysterol binding, putative
Exons: 9
Cellular component (GO): cytosol; intracellular membrane-bounded organelle; membrane
Molecular function (GO): sterol binding
Source: RefSeq, a predicted model, not a curated record
AUGGCUUAAAAUACAUUCUACGGCAAUUAUAGUAAAAUUAAUGAUAAUGGCAAUAAUAAAGAAACCCCUUUAAAAAAAAGCAUGUUCUAUCGAGAUUCUCCAAAAAGUUUAGUAGAUUAAACUUCUACAAAUACAAAAAUAUUAACAUAAACUGAAAAUACUAAUAACAUGAAGCUAAUAGCUGUAAACGACAAUAUGAGAUUCGGUUUACCUCUCUAUACGGGAGAAAUCCCAUUAUAUGCUAUAAAAAAUAUAGAUGAAGAUCUUAAUAAUAUACAAGAAUGGCAUUGGCCUAUUAUAAAUGAUAAUCCAUAAUCAGAUGAAACCAUACUAUAGAAAAAAGGAGAAGCGUUUCGAUAGAUAAAAAUAGCUAUUAAAUCAAUUGGUAUAGGUAUUUAUGAUUUUAAUGAAAAUACAAGACUUAAAUGCUUUUAGUGUGAUUCUAGUUAAGCAUUCUAAAUUCACUAAGUUGGAUUUUAUUUAUGCAAAUAUGCAUAUUCUGCUAUUUUAAAUAAAAAAUUAAAAUAAUCACCUAAUUGGGGAAUUGCUUAUUAAUUUAAUACUAUUAAAAAGUUAGACUAAAGAGUUGUAGUCAAUAACGUGGCGCAUAAUCAUUAAAAUUGGACUUAUUUUCUUGAAAAUUAAAAAUGGGAUUUAUUCAAGCUUUAUGCUAAAUAAAUUCAUUACAAUAGAACUGCAGAAAGUGAAGAAUAUAUUAAUUAACUUUCUAUGGAAAAUGAAUCACUUGAUAAAUUAUGUGGAGUCUGUAAAGAAAAUAUAUGCUUAGAUCUUUAAUAUACAUUAUAAUGUGGUCAUGUUUACCAUAAAAUAUGUUUAAGCUUACUUCCCUAAGUUUUUGCAGCUUUAAAAUGCCCUUUGUGUGAAAAUUAAAACAUAAAAGAUAAUUCUGCAUUUAUGGUAAAUUAAAUAGAUGAAUCUAGUUAUAAAGAUGAUUUAGAUUAACAAUUAAUAGGAUAAGUGAUUGAAAAUUUACCAGAAUACUUAGAUAAAGUUGAAUAUAAUGAUAUAUUUACAUAAUCUAUGGUGGCGGGUUUAAAAUAAAAGAAAGAAGAAAUAAAAAAGAUAGCGCAAAAAAGUAAAUACGCUAACAAAGAUAAUAAAACUUGCGAAAAUGAAUAAGAAAUUUAAAAAGUAGAUGAGGAAGAAGUACACAUUAAAAAAACCCAAGAAGACGAAUAAUAGAAAGAAACACCACAAGAAAAAUAAUAAUAAGAAGUCGAAAUACAAAUAAAAAAUGAGGAAGAAAUAAUUUUAGAAAAUAUAACUGAAGAAUCUAAUUAAAAUAUUCUUUAAGAAGAUGAAAAUGUCAUAUAUACAUUAGUAAAGUAAGAAUUCCAAUACCACAAAAAGAAUAUUUCAAAGCAACAAAUAGAAUCCUAUAUAAAAUAAUUUAAACCAAUAUAAGCCAAUGAUGAAUGUAGAGCAGAUUGUUCGUACAAAGAAGGAGGAAAAGAGUGUAAAGAUAAGAAAAUAAAAUAAUGCUUAAGGAAUAUAGGAAAAGAAAUUAUCAAAUAAAUUGGUAAUAAAAUUAUAUCAGGAUCUUUUAAUUUAACAUAAAUAAGUUUUCCUAUAAGAGCUAUGAUACCCUAAAGUGCUUUAGAAAAGGCUUUAUAUGCAACUUGUUUAUUCCCAAUAUAUAUAAAUCUAGCAGCAUAAACUAAUGAUUUAGUUGAAAGAUUCAAAUUAUUAAUAUGUGCUACUUUAGGUAACUUUUAUAUUAAUUGUGGCUUUUUGAAGCCUUUGAAUCCUAUUUUGGGAGAAACAUGUUAAGGAAUGUAUCCAGAUGGUACAAAAAUGUAUUCAGAAUAAAUAUCACACCAUCCUCCAAUAUCUUAUUUUGUAGUUUAUGGACCAGGAACUAGACAUAUUAAAUUUAAAGAUGGAUAAUUCAUCUCUUAUAAUUUUGCAAAAGAAAUUUAUGGAGGAUCCUUUAUGGGAACUAUGAAAGUUGAAUCUAAGGGAACUAUUACAUUUUAAGAUGUAAAAAAUAAUAUAAAAGCUGAAAUUUCUAUCGAUUCAGUUAAAAAAAAGCCUUCAGAUUAUAUUUGUGGAGAAAUUAAAGUUAAUGAUUAAACUGUUUCUAAAUGUUAUGGUAGCUAUAUGGGGUUUAUUGAAUUUGAUGGAAUGAGAUAUUGGGAUUUUAGAUAUGUUACACCAUAUAAACCUAUAAUUAUUAAAAGCUAAUUACUUAGUGAUUAAAAUCAUAGAAUUGAUAAAUAAUAUUUAUAAAAAGGCGAAAUAGAAAAUGCUUAAAAAUUUAAAGAAUAAUUGGAAAAUCUACAAAGAAACGAUGCUAAACUAAGAAGUAAAUUUGAAUAGCAAACUAAAAAAAAUAAAAAAUGA